GGUCUUUUCUAGCUUUGAAUUUUUAUCUAUAAUUUAAAUAAAUAAACGUACACACAAGAAUAAUUGGUUGGUAUUUGGAUGUAUAUAUUAGAAGAAGCAAACCAAUCUCUCUUCUCCAACUAUUCCUACUCUCUCACCCCAAAAUAUACACAAGAAUAAUUUUAGGUUUCUUUUUGUAAUCUUCCCACCAAAAAUAUAUCUCUCGUUUAUUUUUUAAUUCUUUUAGAUGCAAGACUCUUCUCUUCCACGAUCACCUGCGCCGGAGAGAACCGGCAAGAACUCGAAGACUAAAAAUGAGCAAAAUAGUGUUUCUAAGCAUCCUCAUUUUCGUGGGGUCAGAAAGAGACAAUGGGGAAAAUGGGUGUCUGAAAUCAGAGAGCCAGGAAAGAAAUCAAGAAUCUGGCUCGGCACUUUCGCCACGCCGGAGAUGGCGGCGCGUGCACACGACGUCGCGGCUCUAGCUAUCAAAGGUGUCUCUGCUCACCUCAAUUUCCCGGAGCUCGCUAGCCAUUUGCCGAGACCGGCAAGCGCUGAUCCUAAAGAUAUUCAAGCAGCUGCCACAGCAGCCGCCUUAGAAUGGAAACCACCGGAGUCUCCUUCAAGCACAGCUUCUUCGUCGGUGGCGUCAUCUUCAGUCCCGGACGACGCUUUCUGCGAUCUCCCUGAUCUUUCGCUAGACGUGAAUGAUCACAAAGUCGAUGGAUUCUGGGACUCGUUUCCGUACGAAGAACCUUUCUUCAUGAAACAUUACUAGAACCGGACGGCUAAUCCCGGCCGGCUAAUGAUUUUUUCCGUAACGAUGGGAACUGGUGACGUUAUAUAAGUUUUGUCUUUGUUGGGUUUUUGCUUUUGUGUUUUUUUUUCUAAAAGAAAUUACGUGCGAAUAAGUUUGCAAAUGUGGGACAUGAAAUUUAAUAUGAACGUAGAAGAAUGUUGUAUUUAUUGCUUUGUUAUUGUCACUUCUAAAUAAAAUAACUAAAUGAUAAAUUCGUAACUAUAAUUAAA
Messenger RNA from Raphanus sativus (radish), 1005 nucleotides. Its product is annotated as ethylene-responsive transcription factor ERF039-like. The transcript has a single exon. Lineage: Eukaryota; Viridiplantae; Streptophyta; Magnoliopsida; Brassicales; Brassicaceae. The coding region runs from base 227 to 754 and encodes 175 amino acids. Gene Ontology annotation, molecular function: DNA-binding transcription factor activity; DNA binding. Gene Ontology annotation, biological process: regulation of DNA-templated transcription. The record is from RefSeq and is a predicted model, not a curated record.